Cuscuta epithymum is the source of this 1605-nucleotide messenger RNA. Lineage: Eukaryota; Viridiplantae; Streptophyta; Magnoliopsida; Solanales; Convolvulaceae. The record is from the annotation of a GenBank genome assembly.
AUCUUUGUCUUACACAAUUUCAUAUUUCUAUUUACUAAUCAUUCAUUCAUUAUUUUAUUAUCAUUUUGAGUUUCUUUUUGUUCUGAAAUCAUCAUCAUUUGAUAUCUUGGGUGUGUUGCUUGCCAUCUUGAAUGAUUGUGCAUGCGUCUUUCCAAAAUUUGUGUUUGCUAUAGUUGGCACCUCAUUUUUAAUGUUCGUCAUCUUUAAUUUAAUUUUCAGAUUAGCGUGAUUCUAUGUAAUGAUGUAACAUGCAAAGCAGAUGUUUUUACAUAUUAUAAUUUGCAUUACAAUAUCGGAGUGAUAAAGAUGAGACUGAUGUCUCAAUCGCAACAGCUACACUAAAGCACGUAAAUGAUUCUAUCAGCAUUGAUCCUAACAUGCUGGAUGAGAACUCAGCUGAGUAUGAUCCUCAGUCUCAAAAAUUUAAUUUAGUUCCAGGUGAUACUAUCAUAGCACUUGGCCGCUAUAAUGGAGAACAAAAUGGGCUUAUGGUUAUUGCUGGGGAGUUUAGUAUUAAUUUAACAGGAUUGGAUUGCCCAGAGCUUUUUAGAGCUGAGUUUGAAAUUGUCAGACAUGGAAUUGGGGGACCAAUCAUCAAUCGCUAUGGAGAAGUGAUAGGAAUUACCUUUUAUUGUGCUUCACUCACGCCUUUUCUGCCAAUCAACCUAAUCUCAUUGUGGUGGGAGCAGUUUAAGAACAAAGGGCAUUGUCUUCUACCUCGUCUUGGAAUGGAGUUGAGCAAUCUUUAUUUAUGGGAUAUAGCUUUUCUGGAGUCGGUGAUAAAAAGGUUUCCAAAUGUCUUUCAAGGUGUUGUCGUGGAAGAGAUAGAGUCCAAUGGUUCUUCUACUGCGUUGUCGGAAAAUGAUGUCUUUAUUGAAUGUGAUGGAAAACCUGUACAAAAUGUUUUGGAGUUUUUUUGAGUUGAUAUGGGACAAGGUUGGUUACCCUGUUGAUCUGACUGUGCUACGGCCAAGUGAUGGGACUCAUUUGAAUGUAACAAUGGUUGUUGGUAAUGUUGGCCCGAAUGAAACUAAUCGAUGGCCGUUGCCCAAAUGGAACCUUGGAAGAUAUAGAAAACUCUGUAAUUGAUAUUGAUUGCAGGCACCAUUAUUCCUCAACCACAAAUGAGACCCCAGAAGGAAAUAAGGCAGUCCAGGCACUCAAGAAUUUCUAUGCCCAUUGCGUCCCUGAAGAUUGCAUCUUAACUACCAAUUUAUGGUCUGCUGAGCUAUCAAAACUGGCUGCCAAUGCAUUCCUGGCACAAAGAAUAUCUCCACUGAUGCUUGAUGUCCGUGUCGCUGCUUCUGUUGUCGCGCUGCCUCCCCGCCUUCCAAACUGCAAGCGCAACUCCUCUAUUCUUAAUAUUUAGAUCUGGAGCCGUUGCCCUGUGGAGCACCCGCCGAUAUUCGACAUUUUGUCCAUAUUUAAAUAUGGUCCUAUGUUUGUCACUCAAAACUCAAGAGUAAUAUUUCUGUCAUUAUUUCCAAUUCCAAUACUCUGUAAUGGUAAUAAAAAUAAUAAUUAUAAUCAAUCACACAAGUAAACUCUAUUGCCGUUUUUAUUUGACAUAAGUACACAUUACGUAUCAUCGUAAUAAAAUGUUGC